This is a messenger RNA of Nothobranchius furzeri (turquoise killifish), 2091 nucleotides long. It is a transcript of the gene crlf1b, whose product is annotated as cytokine receptor-like factor 1b. Gene Ontology annotation, cellular component: signaling receptor complex; external side of plasma membrane; CRLF-CLCF1 complex. Gene Ontology annotation, molecular function: cytokine receptor activity; cytokine binding. The record is from RefSeq and is a predicted model, not a curated record. Lineage: Eukaryota; Metazoa; Chordata; Actinopteri; Cyprinodontiformes; Nothobranchiidae. Gene Ontology annotation, biological process: positive regulation of tyrosine phosphorylation of STAT protein; cytokine-mediated signaling pathway.
CCUUCCUCAGCUGGUCGACUCCGUCUCAGGAGGAACUUUACCGCCUUUUAUGAAACUUUGAAAGAGAACCAGAUCACAAACUAUGAUCACCUUCGUGCUUUUGCUGCUCCUUGUUCCAGAUGUGCUGCUCUCUAUGAGGCACGUUGCAGUCAUCUCCCCACAGGAUUCAGUUCUGCAUGUUGGGUCCAGUUUGACAGCCACAUGCACGCUCAGCCCUGAACUCGGCCUUCACUCCCGCUCGUUGCUUUGGACCCUAAACGGGGCGCGUCUGUCCAGCAGCACCUACAGGAUUCUGGCCUCCAACGUCCUGAGCGUGACUCUGCACAGCCUCAACGGCUCCCGGCAGCAGUCAGGGGACAACCUGAUGUGUCUCUCAGCGGACGGACGCGUCCUUGCUGGAUCCUGCCUCUAUGUGGGCGUUCCUCCAGAGAAACCAGUCAAUUUGACAUGUUGGUCCCACAACACCAAGGACUUGACCUGCAAAUGGAACCAGGGUGGGCGGGCAGAAACCCACAUCCAAACCAAAUACACCCUGAAGUACAAACUGAGGUGGCACGAGAGAGAGAAUGAGUGUGACCAUUAUAGCUCAGAGAAGCAGGAUCACUUCUGCUACAUCUCAGAAAACAUCGCCCUCUUCACUCCGUAUCAGAUCUGGGUGGAGGCGACCAAUCAGCUGGGCUCGGCCACCUCUGACAUCAUCUCCUUGGACAUCCUUGACGUCGUGACAACGGACCCUCCUGCCAACGUGCACGUGAGUCGAGUCGGUGACCUGGAGGAUCAGCUGACGGUCCGCUGGACCAGCCUCCCCGAGUUAAGGGACAUAAUGUUUCAGGCCAAAUACCAGAUCCGUUACAGACUGGAGGACAGCUCAGACUGGAAGGUGGUAGAUGAUGUUGGAAAUCUGACAUCGUGUCGGCUGGCAGGGCUCAAGCCUGGGACCGUGUAUUUUGUUCAGGUGAGAUGCAACCCAGUGGGGAUCUUUGGCUCCAGGAAACCUGGCAUCUGGAGUGACUGGAGCCACCCUGCUGCUGCCUCCACACCCAGCGGUGGUGAUCUGCUGCAAAGAGGCUCCUGUGAUCUCAAACCCAGCCAGCAGAACUCCACCCUGCGGAGAGAACUCAAGCAGUUCUUCAGGUGGCUCCGGAAGCAUGCAUACAGCUGCAGCGGCAUGUCCAUCAAACUGUACGAUCAGUGGAGAGUGUUGCUGCAGAAAUCACACAAAUCACGCAUCCGGAUAUCACAAAACAAUAAUUCAUAACAGAUCAUCACUCUGGUGUUCAAAUUCAAGACCAGCAUCAGGACAUGCUGACAGCUGACCCAGAAGGUCCCAGCUUUUGUCUGUCCAGAAUGACUCAGAUUCAAGGUCAGGGUCAUCCUACUGCUGUCAGAGCCGUCCACAGCAAACCGUAUUUAGACUACAAUGGUUUACUAUCACUUGCAGGAAUUUUUUGGGUCAUUUGAAUGAUUUUCUUUGAACGUUAAAAAUCACUAACAUUUUCCUUUGUUGUAGAAAGCUUUGUGAAUUAGCUUCUGUUCAGAGAAACUGUUUAAUUCCUAUAGGAUUGAUGGGCCAACAGCUAGCUUGUGUGCUGAUGCUAUCUUAAAACUGAUUUAAUGGCUAAAACUUUCAGUAUUUCAUGCUAAUUAUUUCAUAAACACGUAAAACUUUUAAACCACAAUCAGCCCUGAAGGACGUAAACUAUUUCUGCAGAAGUUGUUUAAUAUGGUUAUGAUUUUUGAAACUCCUCCAUUAAAACUUGAUUUAAACUGAAGUGUCAUUAAGUAAAUUUCUGAUUUUUUUGGUUUGAUUUUAAAACCAUUUAACAGGUGAGGAAUAACGGACCGCGUGGUGACACUGUUACUUUGCAGCAAGGUUGCAGGUCCGAAUACCACCUGCAGUCUUUCUGUGUGAAGUCAGCAUGUUCUCUCCAUGCAUACAUGUGUAUUUUCUUUGGGUGCUGUGGUUUUCUCCCACAGACCACAAACAUGCAUGUUGGAUUAAUAGGCAACCCUAAAUUGUCCCUAGGUGUGGGUGGGUGUAUGAAUGGUUGUUUGUCUUGUCCCUGUGAUGGACUGGAGACCUGUCCCCUG